This is a messenger RNA of Coffea eugenioides, 417 nucleotides long. RefSeq names its product rRNA 2'-O-methyltransferase fibrillarin-like. The record is from RefSeq and is a predicted model, not a curated record. The annotation marks the transcript as partial. The transcript is spliced from 2 exons. NCBI's taxonomy places the organism in Eukaryota, Viridiplantae, Streptophyta, Magnoliopsida, Gentianales, Rubiaceae.
UUUUACCUCCCAUUCCCUCUUUCAAAUACCUGCAAAUCCAAACCCUAAAUCCUGACCCUAACAAUUCUCUGUCUCAGCAAUUAAAUCAUGUUUAAUCCUUACGAUUCCAGAUAUACUGAUGCUGCCUCUUAUCGUAACCGUCGCAGUGAUAUUAUGGGGGCAGCGCCUCCAAUUGUUCCACCGCCUAUGAUGGGUAGUGGUGGUUUAGGCCCGAGUUAUGACCGUGGUGGGCCUCCUCCUCCGUAUGGUGGGCCUAUGGGGGCACCGCCACCUGUGGUGGAUGGUGGUAGAGGGGUCGGAGGCAGUGGUGGUGGCUAUGGUGGUUUAGGAGAUAGAAGGGGUGAUUUUAGAGGUAGGGGGUUUGAUUCGGGACGUAGUGGAGGUAGGAGUGGUGGCAGUGGAAGGGGUGGUUCCGAU